Molecule: messenger RNA, 1774 nt
Organism: Parasteatoda tepidariorum (common house spider)
Lineage: Eukaryota; Metazoa; Arthropoda; Arachnida; Araneae; Theridiidae
Source: RefSeq, a predicted model, not a curated record
CAUCAUAAAGUACAUAUUAAAGUGUCCGUAUUUUAGAAGAAAAUAUAAAUCUAUGAUUUAUAUACAUUUUAGUUCCCUUAUAUUCCGAAUGGCGGCGCUGUCUUACACUUUAAAGACUUAUGGCUGAAUAGUUGCAUUUAAACGCCAUGUUAUCUAGACGUUCACUCAAAUUAAAAUAGUACUCUCCUGUAUCAAAUCUGCACGGAUUCAAUACUGCAUGUUGUUGUUAUUGGAACUAAUCACCUUUUAGUAGAAUAACUGUUGAAUCAAAUUAAAAUGCAGUGCAACUACAAUCUGACGAUAAUUCUCUUGGGAUUUCAACUCAUCUGUUUAUCUGCCAUAGCCAAAAGUGAAUUGAAAAUCCAGCCUUUCUUUUUCCCAGUUGAGUCAGUGAUUGGGAAAAGAGUGAGCGCUACCUGCACUCCAUCUACCGGAGAGAAAAUGAGAUUCAAGUGGUUGAAGGACGGCAAAGAAAUCACUCAAAAGAAAAAUGUGAACAUCUUGAGCUAUCCAGAACUGUCCAAUAUUGUCAUAAAUCCUCUUUCUGAAGAUGAUGAUGGCAACUACACAUGCGUUGUCAGUGCCAGAGGACUUUCUGGAAGUUAUACCACUCCACUGAAUGUUUUAGUGUCUCCUUCGUGGAAAAUUACUCCUCAAGAUUACGAUGCAGUCAGCGGAGAAUCGAUUAUGUUACAUUGCAAAGGAUCCGGAAAACCCGAACCUUUCUCAUUUUGGCAACGCGCAAUUAGUCAAAAUGUUGCUUUUGCACCGAUAUCUGUGUCCAAAGACGUAACCCUAUUUAAUAAUGGAAGCUUGUUAUUGUCUGACAUAUCGAAGGCGACGGAGGGGAUUUACAAGUGUAAUGUUUCCAAUGGAAUCGGAAAGGAUCUUAUAAAGUCUAUUAUUGUGAAAGUCACUGGUAUGUCUGGUUUAAUCAUUCUUGCAUGUAGACGAUAUAGAUGCGUUACUACUAAUCUUCAAACCCAAUCUCAUCUAUUUUUUCUAAAAUUAGUAAAAAUGUUUCGAUGCAACUUUUUUCUAUCGUUUGUGUUGCACUCAGUUUUCUCUGCAAUUGCAUUUGAUUCAUGGAAGAUCCAACCGUUCAACUUUCCAAGCAGUGCAAUGGUUGGCGAACGUGUGUCAACCGUGUGUUCUACUUCAGGAGGAAAAAGAUUGAAAUUCGAGUGGUUGAAAGAUGGCAAAAAAUUGACCGAACAGCGAAAUAUUAAAAUUUUAUCUGUUUCUGAUGUUUCCACUCUUAUUAUUGAUCACGUAUCCGAAACAGAUUCCGGUAAUUACACCUGCCAAGUUAUUUCUGAAACAAAAUCCGAAAAAUUUGUUUCCGAGUUGGUUGUAAGAGUUCCACCAGAAUGGUUGAUUAUUCCGACUGAUAAAGAUAUUCUGGAGGGUGAAAUGGUUAUAAUACCCUGUUCUGCAAACGGGAAUCCAAAACCAUCCAUAAUUUGGAAAAAGCGGAACGGUAAUAACAUUUUUACGUUGUAUUAUUUUUCACACCUUACAAAACUAUACAAAUACUUCAUGUAACGUAAUUUCAAAUAACAAAAUCAACGGGGUGAAUUUACUUUUUUAACGAGAACGUGCAUGCCAAAAUGUUUGCUCAAAAUUUGCUGUAACUAGAUUUUGUUGUUCUCUAAUCUGUCCUUUUUUUGCUCUAAAAAUUUAAAAUAAAAAUAUCGUUUACAUUUUACUAUGUUCCUUACAUGUAGUGCAAAAAACCUAACCAAAGUACGUUUUUUUCACCAAUGUAUUCUUC